ACUAAUUACUGGAGCGCAGGGAGCUUAGUAAGCCUUUUUCAGCCGCAUGCAGAGUCCAGCUGCCGCUGCCUGUUCCCCUUACAAGCUUCCGUGCUGUGGAGCACCCUCUACACAGGACAUGCUGCCUGAGGAGGAGAGAGACCCCAGCAGAGCAGAAGUGGGAAGAGAUGCAGACACGUCUGUGAUGGACGAUGUCAAGAAUCGUUGGCGGAGUUUCAGGGACCAAUUCCGCAAGGAAAUGCUGCAACAUGCGAGGAGCGGGUCCGGGGCCAGCAAGAAAAGGCCAUAUAUGUUCAAGAACCAACUGAUGUUUCUUCGUGAGGUCAUGGAGCUGCGUCCGACAGAGGACAACCUACCGGAAGAAGAGGCGGAGUCUGCACCGCAGAUGUCCAGUGCAUGUGAGAAAGAUACUCCCUCUGGUCCAUCACAGGUGGACACAGCACCAGGAACAAGCACUGCACCAUCCAGACCACCACCUGUUUCUGGAGCAGAUUCCCCCCCCCCCCAUCCCUUUGUCUCUUCCAAGCAGGUCCAGACGACGGGCAACCACUCCUGCCGAUACCAAUGUAAAUAUGCAGGUUAUGGAUUAUUUAGCUUAGAGCCCGGCAUGAGGAUGAAUUUGAUCAUUAUGUGCGUAGUAUGGGCUCAUAUUUGCGCAGGCUGCCUCCAGAACGAGUUUUGGGCACCAAAUCAGCUAUAAAUAUAGUUUUAGAUGCAGCCACUCCCCCCAAUGACCCAAAUAUCAUUUUCGAGGGCCUUGAAAAUUGGCAGCUCCAUGGGAACUUGUAUGGCCCCCAACCAAUGCCAGUUUCCCAGCACUCACAGCCUUCACUGCCGGCGCCUCCACAAAUGCAACCUCCAAGGGGACAUUAUGGGCCACCUACUCGCCCAUAUGGGCAACAUUAUAAUGUUGAUUCGGCAUAUGGG
Molecule: messenger RNA, 927 nt
Organism: Bufo gargarizans (Asiatic toad)
Lineage: Eukaryota; Metazoa; Chordata; Amphibia; Anura; Bufonidae
Exons: 3
Coding region: 47-700 (217 amino acids)
Source: RefSeq, a predicted model, not a curated record